Trametes versicolor FP-101664 SS1 is the source of this 1086-nucleotide messenger RNA. Its product is annotated as HET-domain-containing protein. Lineage: Eukaryota; Fungi; Basidiomycota; Agaricomycetes; Polyporales; Polyporaceae. The transcript has a single exon. The record is from RefSeq and is a predicted model, not a curated record. The annotation marks the transcript as partial.
AUGUCGGCGCCUUACCUCGCGCUCAGCUACGUUUGGGGCUCGGAUGCAUACCACAUCACGCUCAAGUCCAACGUUGACAAGUAUCUGAUCAGGAUCAAGCCCUCCGUUAUACCGAAGACCAUUCGGGAUGCUAUCACCGUCACUCACAAACUAGGGAUGCGUUACCUCUGGGUAGACGCCUUCUGCAUCAUCCAGGACUCCGUCGAGGACAAGAACAACGAGCUUGUCCGGAUGGGCCAAAUAUAUCAUGACGCAUACCUCACUAUCGUCGCCGCCAGCUCGGCACAUGGAAACGCCGGCAUUCUCCAGGACCGUCCUGUACCAGCACACUACGCCACGCACCCCGUUUUGCCCUACCACUGCCGUGACGGUCGCGUUGGGACGGUAUCUGUCUUCACAGACGGGGUCCCUGGUAGUGGAAAUGCACUGCCAAAAGAGCCGGUGGAUUCCCGCGCAUGGUGUUUCCAAGAACGCCUGCUAUCUCCACGCAAGCUCGUCUACGCGACAUACGCCCUCGAGUACCACUGCCAGACGACCUCGGCCCCCGUCAACAACUCGAUCAGGUGGGGUGGCCCCGUGAAGCUGAACAAGCUGCUGUUCGGCAUUUCGGACGACGAGAUUCGCAGCAAGGUCGCGGAUUGGAGUGAGGAAGAUUGGGGCGAGCUCCAGGUCGAGUGGAUGUUCGUCGUCAUGAACUACACCAGCCGAGCCCUCACUCUGAAGACAGACAAGCUCAUCGCAUUCGCGGGCGUCGCGGAACAAUUCAGCCGUGUCUGGCAUGCGAGCGCGGGGAGAUACGUUGCAGGGCUCUGGGAGAAGCACCUUUCGCGCGACCUCUUGUGGUACCGCGAGCCGUUGCAUGAAGAUUGGCGGGAUGGCCCGCUCCGUCCGCGACCCCAGGUUUACCUCGCGCCCUCGUGGUCUUGGGCGUCCGUUGAAGGCCGCUUCCACGUGCAGCCGCCCGUGAUCUGUGACGACGACGACGAUGUGGUGGUCUGCGAUGUGCUCAAAUGCGAUGUGACGCUGAUGGACGAGCGGCAGCUGUACGGGAGGGUCACUGCUGGAGAGCUGGAGAUACGGGCGAUC